Medicago truncatula (barrel medic) is the source of this 2919-nucleotide messenger RNA. RefSeq names its product protein RDM16. Lineage: Eukaryota; Viridiplantae; Streptophyta; Magnoliopsida; Fabales; Fabaceae. The transcript is spliced from 6 exons. Gene Ontology annotation, cellular component: U4/U6 x U5 tri-snRNP complex. Bases 69 to 2498 code for a protein of 809 amino acids. The record is from RefSeq and is a predicted model, not a curated record. Gene Ontology annotation, biological process: mRNA splicing, via spliceosome.
ACACACCAAUUAACGAUAGAAAGGAAAGGGAGGGAAGAGACGCGAGUAUCUAUCUCCCAAACCCUAACAUGGACGAGAGAGACAAAUCCGAUAGGCGAAACAGAGAUCGACACUCCGAACGUGACCGCGACCGUAGCCAUCAUCGGAGCCGCCACGAUUCCGAUGACCCCCGCCAUCAUCGAUCUGACCGGAAUCACAGAGAAGACCGAGAAGGAAGCAGAGAUAGGGAUAGGGUAUACGAUAUAGACGAAAGAGAGGGUAGCAAAGGUAGGUCUAAAUCGAAGCGCGAUGAAGAGAGGGAAGAUUCAUUGGAGCGAUACUCCUCGCAUAAGAGGAAAGACAGAGAACAUAGCGAGGAUCGGGAAUUGGACGAUAAGAGAAUUAGGGUUUCUGAAGCGAAGAAGGAACGUAGGAGAUUUGGGGAUAAAGUGAAGAAAGAAGACGAUUAUUAUGAUAAUGAGGCUAGGGUUAAGGAGGAAGUUACUAAUGGUGAUUCCAAAGACAGCAUUGAUUCACUGCAUAACGGCGUUGCCGUGGGAUCACCUGCUGUGGUGCCUGCUAGUGUGGCCGUGACAUCUUUGGCCCCUCCUCCUUCCUUUCCUAUCAAGGUAUCUUCGAUUACUACCACAAAUGAAAAUAAGGGCGUUAGUAAUAACAGGUCUCAUGAGGAUUCUGGAAAAUCUAGUACAGAUGGGUCAUCUACAACUGCUGGAAAACUUGGAAGCCUCUCUAGUAGUGAUGCCUUAGCAAAGGCUAAGAAGGCUUUACAAAUGCAGAAAUUGUUGUCAGCGAAGCUGAAGAAAAUUCCUCAGUUAAAUAAGAGUUCUACCUCAAAUUCAGAAGAAAGCACACAGUUUGGUAACAAGACCGAAUCUACAGCGCCCUCUCUUAGUGCUGGAAUGGCAUCAAGACCUGCCACCUCAGCUUCUGCAGGGCCUGUUGCAAAUAUGUCAAUUUUUCCUGCUGCUGCUGUAAAUCCUCCAGCCAGUGGCACUGGUGCUCCUGGUGUUGCAACUGCAACAAACUUUGAAGCUGUCAGACGUGCUCAGGAGCUUGCUGCCAGGAUGGGAUUCCGCCAUGAUCCACAAUUUGCUCCUCUAAUAAAUAUGUUUCCUGGCCAGAUUGCUACACCAGACGUUACUAUCCCUCAGAAACCAACCAAGGCUCCUGUUCUUCGUCUUGAUGCCCAGGGACGUGAAAUAGAUGAACAUGGAAAUGUUGUUAAUGUGACUAAGCCAAGCAACCUUAGCACAUUAAAGGUCAACAUUAAUAAACAGAAGAAAGAUGCAUUUGAAAUACUAAAACCUGUAUUGGAUGUCGAUCCUGAAUCUAAUCCUCAUUUUGAUGAGAGAAUGGGUAUCGACAAAACAAAGCUCCUGCGGCCUAAGAGGAUGAAUUUUCUGUUUGUGGAGGAAGGAAAAUGGUCAAGAGACGCUGAAUCAAUAAAAUUGAAGAGUAAAUUUGGAGAAGCUCAAGCAAAAGAGCAGAAGGCCAAACAAGCACAGCUAGCAAAGGCAAAGGCUGCUCCUGAUAUCAAUCCGAACUUAAUAGAAAUUACAGAGAGAGUUGUAAUGAAAGCAAAACUGAAGGACCGUAUUCCAGAUAUUGAGUGGUGGGACGUGGCACUUCUGCAUUCUGGAAAUUAUGGUGACAUUGCCAACGGUACAAUAGACGAAGGCAAUAUAAAAAUGGAAAAAAUCAACUUCUAUGUGGAACAUCCUCGGCCUAUUGAGCCGCCUGCUGAGCCUGCCCCUCCACCACCUCAACCUCUCAAGCUAACUAAACAAGAGCAGAAGAAACUAAGGACCCAAAGGCGUAUAGCUAAGGAGAAAGAGCGACAGGAGAUGAUUAGACAGGGUGUCAUAGAACCGCCAAAACCAAAGGUCAAGAUGAGUAAUUUACAUAAGGUACUAGGGACUGAAGCAACUCAAGAUCCCACCCGGCUUGAAAAGGAAGUACGUAAUGCUGCUGCUGAGCGUGAGCAGGCUCACAUAGAUAGGAAUAUUGCACGCAAGCUUACUCCUGCUGAGCUGCGUGAGAAGAAAGAAAGGAAGCUCUUUGAUGACCCAAAUUCAUUGGACACACUUGUCUCACUUUACAGGGUAAAUGACCUCUCUCAUCCCAAGGCCCGCUUUAGAGUUGAUGUUAAUGCUCAAGAAAAUCGUUUGACUGGAUGUGCUGUGAUUUGUGAUGGUAUUAGCGUUGUUGUGGUUGAAGGUGGAAGCAAGUCAAUUAAGAGGUAUGGGAAACUUAUGCUUAGACGCAUCAAUUGGAGCGAUGUUUCAAAAGAGAAAGAAGAUGAUGAGGAUUCAGACGAUGAAAAGCCUGCGAAUAAAUGUGUUCUGGUGUGGCAAGGAAGUGUUGCCAAAUCGAGCUUCAAUAGGUUCAGUGUUCAUGACUGCAUCACUGAAGCAGCUGCUCGUAAAGUGUUUGUGGAUGCUGGGGUUCCUCAUUAUUGGGACCAAGCUGUCAACUAUACGGAGGACGAUGCUGUUUGAAUUGUCUUCUAGUGUUUUUGGUUAACAUAAUUAGGAUGCCUAUCCAGUCUUUUGGUGAGUUAACAGUUAUGCAAUUGCUUCUAGUGGAGUUUUUUGAACAAAAUAAGAAAUGCCAUAGCUGUUGGUGCUCUCCCUUGUUUGCUGUGGUCAAUGAUGCCUACAACAAUGAUAGAUUUGCUAUAUCAUUUAGUGGUGUGAACUUUCUCGCUUCCAAUUAGGAAGUGUGCAUUCAAUAUGCGAAUGGUUGUGUACUUGGUUUAAAAUCUUAGGCCGUCAUGUACUGCAAUGUUUCUGACUAUGUAAACUAUUUUUUUUUUUGUUGAAUACUUUAUUUCUAACACUAUCGUAUCGUGUUUCAUGUGGCCAAUGAUGUUAUAUUGAUCCGGCUUCUGGUAUAUCAAUAUUAUCCUGUGUUGCUGAA